UUUUGCAGAAACAUUUAUAAUGUCCAACGAACAAGAAGAUUUUGGAUCACUUUUUAACAACCAAGGAGAGUUAGGAAUCAUGGACGAUUUUGCCGAGUUUGGUUUUCAAACUACAACAACACCCACAAAUUGGGCGGCUGCGGGGAAUUAUAUGUACCCAGAUCAAGUUCACUUACCGGCAAGCAUCAAUAAUCCAAACAUGCCAAUAAACGACUGGUUGGAAGAUGCUCCAAUGCCUGAUUGCUAUAAUGUUCCGUCAACAUCAACUGAUGAAAAUAAUGAUCCGUUUCCAUUUUCAAAUAUCUCAAGCCAAUCUUCUUUGAAACCAAAAACUCCUGAAAAGGCAGUAGUUGAAGUACGUCCUACUGGAAACGAGAUGUUGGAUCCUGAACCCAAAUAUCCAAAAGAAGAAAAACCGUGGUGUACCAUAUUUUACUACGAGCUGACUGUUCGACUAGGAAAAGCAUUCGAAGCCAAAGUCCCAACAAUUACAAUCGAUGGUGCAACUGGAGCAAGUGAUGAGUGCCGAAUGUCGCUUACAUCUCAACCAUCUUCGAGAAAUUCAAAAAGCUCACAAAUCCGAAACACAGUUGGAGCAGGAAUUCAAUUGGCAUAUGAAAAUGGAGAACUUUGGCUAACUGUACUGACUGACCAAAUUGUUUUUGUACAAUGCCCAUUCCUGAACCAGACAUUGAAUAAGCCACUGAAAUAUGUGUUUCGGUUGCAAAACAAAGGAGAUCAAAAAAGAAUGAAAAUAUUCGAUAAGGAGCAGUUUGAACAGGAGAAAACAUUGGCUCUCGGACCUUUAACUGAAAAAGAGGUGGCUGAUGAACGAAUGAGAAUCUUCUCCAACAUCAGAGUCUCUUUCUGUAAAGGAUUCGGAGAAACGUAUUCCCGUUUGAAAGUUGUGAAUUUACCGUGUUGGAUUGAAAUUAUCUUGCAUGAGCCAGCUGAUGAGUAUGAUACAGUUUUCCGUAUUAAUAACGAACGGCCGGAAAUAGGAUCCCGAUCAUGAUUGCUUCAAUAUUUUCACUUCAAUGAUUGGUUCUAAGCAUUCGAAUGCGUACCCGUUUGAUUAAUAUUUCCAUUUCUGUCCCAGUUUUUAAUUUUCAUUUCUUUUGGUUAAAAAAUUCCCAGUCUCUUGAAUGCUUUUCUAAAAUCUUUAAUUCAAUUAUUUAUUAGAAUCUUCUGUUUUGAGAACUUUGUAAUGUAAUUAAAUAAUUUGAUGAAAUGAUUAUGAAUGCGAAUAAAUUAUUAAAAUAAUAUUAAUAA
Messenger RNA from Caenorhabditis elegans, 1272 nucleotides. It is a transcript of the gene daf-14, whose product is annotated as Smad-related protein daf-14. Bases 20 to 1015 code for a protein of 331 amino acids. The transcript is spliced from 6 exons. Gene Ontology annotation, biological process: regulation of developmental process; regulation of multicellular organismal process; post-embryonic development. Lineage: Eukaryota; Metazoa; Nematoda; Chromadorea; Rhabditida; Rhabditidae. The record is from RefSeq and is marked reviewed.